Molecule: messenger RNA, 2241 nt
Organism: Salvia hispanica
Lineage: Eukaryota; Viridiplantae; Streptophyta; Magnoliopsida; Lamiales; Lamiaceae
Source: RefSeq, a predicted model, not a curated record
AAUCAAAUGACAGUCUUGAUAAAGAGAGGGAAAGAACAAUAGGGUGAUGAUUAAUUUUUGAUAUUCAGUCUUGUUUCUGCUGUUCAUGAAGAAUCUUGAUCUGGGCUACUGUAAAAAUGCAAUCUUUACAGCAAUCCAGUGAUGCUGAUUUAGUUUCAGCUAAAACCACUCAUGUCGGCGGCGGCGGGGUGGUCCGGCAGUAGUAGCCGCCGAGAGAGGAGGUGAUGCACCGCCUUCCGCUAAUGGAAAUGAGAUUCAUGUUAAUAUGAAUGAGAAGGAUGAGAGGAGGGAUUCAGAUGUUUCAAGAGUGCUCAGUGGAGAUUGUGGAUCUGGAAUCUGGUGCAGAGGAAUCUAAGCUGCAUCUGAUUAGAAUCGUCAAGGAUUGCUGGAUUUGAAAUCUCAGCAGGGAUGCAACCAAUCAGGAAUCUAGGAUCCCUAUUGAGCUAGGUUGUUCUUGCAAAGAUGAUUUGGCUGCCUCCCACAAACAAUGUGCAGAAGCAUGGUUCAAGAUUAAGGGAAACAAUGCAAUGUUGAGUUGAGGUGGAUAAUGGAAAAAGCUUAGUUUGAAACAACUGUAACUUUUGGUGUGGUCUCAUGCAAAUUGUGGGGAAAGGGAAGAGCUGGAUCGGAGUCUCUUGCAGCUCGCGCCACAACAGAGUAUCCACCCUGAAUCUCUCUUACAUGAAUCUCUCCGGCACCAUUCCACCACAGCUCGGGCGCCUAACCUUUCUCGUCUCCCUCAACCUCACCAGCAACCACUUCACCGGAGCUUUGCCUCACGAGCUCUCUUUCCUUCACCGGUUAAAGAUCAUAUCCCUCCGUCGUAACAACUUCACCGGAGUCAUUUCUCCUCUCUUUGGUCAACUACCAAAGUUAGAGAGAUUGGACUUCCGCAACAACAGCUUCACAGGUUCCAUCCCCAAAUCUCUCUCAAACCUAACAAACCUACAAUUUCUUGGCAUAUCUUUCAAUACUCUGAGUGGAGAGAUCCCAAAGGAGUUAGGGAAACUCCAGAAUUUGCAAACUCUGGCGAUCGAAUUCAAUCAUCUCUCCGGCGCUAUACCAUCUGAGAUAUUCAACAUGUCGAAGCUCGUGAAUAUAGCGUUGACAGGAAAUGAAUUGAACGGAAGUCUUCCAGCAGACAUGUGCAGUAAUCUUCCAUUUCUUGGUGGGAUUUAUCUAUCCGUGAAUCAGCUGAGUGGCGCUAUUCCGAAAAAUCUAUCCGUAUGUUCACAGCUGCAGUUGUUGUCCCUAUCCUACAACUCUUUUAGUGGGCAGAUACCUGCAGAAAUCGGCUACUUAACAUCUCUGCGGAUAUUAAACCUCGGUGGUAACAAUUUGAGUGGUACACUACCUCCUGAGAUUGGCAAUGUUCAGAAUCUGGUUGGUUUUGGUUGUGAAAGAAAUCAGAUUGGGGGAUCAUUGAAUAUUCUCGUCAACAUGUCUUCUUUGCAAGAAUUAACACUACGGCGCAACAAUUUCACUGGGAAUCUUUCAAGGGAUAUUGGGAAUCUUACAAUGCUAACAAAGUUUGACAUCGGCGAAAACUACAUGACUGGGAUUAUUCCUGCUGAAUUUGGUCAACUAUACCAACUGGAGAGAUUAGUGUUAGGGUUGAACAGCUUCAGUGGACCUAUUCCACAUGAGCUCUUUAACAUUUCAACUCUUCAAAUCCUUGAUCUUGUUAAGAAUGAUAUAUCUGGAGUUCUUCCAACCAGUCUAUGCCAUACCUCUCCCAUUCUUGAAGUGCUUAAUCUUGCAGUUAAUUCAAUCUCUGGUCCAAUACCAAAUUCUAUAUCUAAUUGUUCCCAACUCAGAAUUUUCGCACUUAGUGCAAACAAAUUGAGUGGUUAUAUACCUGUUGAUCUCGGCAACCUAAGACUUCUCGAAGACCUUAGAAUAUAAUCCUCUAUACGGCACCAUUCCAGCGUCCAUUGGGAAUUUGUCUUCCUCACUUGGAAUAUUCAGAGCCGCCCGCUGCAAAUUAAAUGGCAGCAUUCCUGAUCAAAUAGGCAACUUAAGAAACUUGACGCUCUUGGCAUUAGAGGGCAAUGAGUUAUCUGGUAAUAUUCCCCUAUCCAUCAAACAUAUACAUAAUCUUCAAGGAUUAUAUCUUGAUGCUAACAAGUUGCAAGGCUCCAUUCCAGAGGUUGUAUGUGAUUUAUACUACCUUAAUUUAUUAAGUAUUGGCCAAAACCAAUUAUCAGGUUCAAUUCCUACAUGUUUGGGAAAGAUCUCUUC